Messenger RNA from Eubalaena glacialis (North Atlantic right whale), 1272 nucleotides. It is a transcript of the gene RALYL, whose product is annotated as RALY RNA binding protein like. Gene Ontology annotation, molecular function: RNA binding. The record is from RefSeq and is a predicted model, not a curated record. Bases 325 to 1227 code for a protein of 300 amino acids. The transcript has 10 exons. Gene Ontology annotation, cellular component: nucleus. NCBI's taxonomy places the organism in Eukaryota, Metazoa, Chordata, Mammalia, Artiodactyla, Balaenidae.
UGAUGUCAGUUUGCAGCCUGGAAUUAUAAACGGAAGCCCCCAGAACUCCAAUCUGAAGUCUCAUCCAUGGGGUGGACGCACCACCUGGGACUCUUCCCAACUGGGGCUCCAGAUUGCUGUCACUUCGGACUUCCCAGCUGCUGUUUGGAUCUGGAAUACUUUCAGGGUCAGACUCUCAAGAAAAUACAGAAGGCACCUGGGAAGCGGAAGGGUCCACAGCUUGAGGAAGGGAAAUGAAAGCAUUACACAAGGAGAAUGAUCUGAAGGCUAACUCUAAAUUAUCACCGUUUUAAAAAUUGUGGAUUAAAACAAGGUGAGCCAACCAUGACUGGCAAAACACAGACCAGCAAUGUCACCAAUAAGAAUGACCCCAAGUCCAUCAACUCACGUGUUUUCAUUGGCAAUCUAAAUACAGCCAUUGUCAAGAAAGUUGACAUUGAAGCCAUUUUCUCAAAGUAUGGAAAAAUAGUUGGCUGCUCAGUUCACAAAGGUUAUGCAUUUGUACAGUACAUGAGUGAGCGGCACGCAAGAGCUGCAGUGGCUGGAGAAAACGCCAGGAUCAUCGCAGGCCAACCGCUUGAUAUCAACAUGGCAGGAGAACCCAAACCAUACAGACCAAAACCUGGAAAUAAGAGGCCCCUUUCUGCACUUUAUAGACUUGAGUCAAAGGAGCCUUUCCUAUCUGUUGGUGGUUAUGUCUUUGACUAUGAUUACUACAGAGAUGAUUUCUACAAUAGGUUAUUUGAUUACCAUGGGCGUGUGCCUCCACCUCCCCGCGCAGUAAUUCCACUGAAGCGACCCAGAGUGGCUGUAACAACAACUCGCAGGGGGAAAGGAGUCUUUUCCAUGAAAGGGGGAUCAAGAUCUACUGUCAGUGGAUCUUCUUCAUCAGGCUCUAAAUUGAAAUCAGAUGAAUUACAGACAAUCAAGAAAGAAUUAACCCAGAUCAAAACUAAAAUUGACUCCUUGCUUGGGCGCCUGGAGAAGAUUGAGAAGCAGCAGAAGGCGGAGGCAGAAGCUCAGAAGAAGCAAUUGGAAGAGAGUAUAGAGCUGAUCCAAGAUGAAUGUGUGUCAGAGAAUGCAGACCACUCUACAGAGGAGCCUGCUGAAGGAGGGCCAGAUGCCGAUGGAGAAGAGAUGACUGAUGGGAUAGAGGAGGACUUCGAUGAAGAUGGGGGUCAUGAGCUGGUAGGAACUAAACAUUUGGUGUCCACACCCCUUUGGUAAUAGUACCAGCAUGUCAGCGACUCAUUCAUUCUAAAAUAUAGAUUA